Molecule: messenger RNA, 2658 nt
Organism: Agrilus planipennis (emerald ash borer)
Lineage: Eukaryota; Metazoa; Arthropoda; Insecta; Coleoptera; Buprestidae
Product: facilitated trehalose transporter Tret1-like
Exons: 2
Coding region: 28-2634 (868 amino acids)
Biological process (GO): transmembrane transport
Cellular component (GO): membrane
Molecular function (GO): transmembrane transporter activity
Source: RefSeq, a predicted model, not a curated record
GUAGCAGUUUGUGAAGAAAAGCUUUUUAUGCAUGAAGACAUGACUAUUAAUAUUUUCUUUCCUCCAAAAAACAUCGAACCAAAAGACCAGAAUCAAAAAUGGACACAAAUCGUUAUUGUUUUGACAGGGUGCAUUCCAAUUGCUCAAACCGGUGCCCUUCAUGCAUGGCCGUCUCCUUCAAUCUUAAAGCUCAUGUCAAACGAAUCGGACAUUCCUAUGACGUUUGAAGAAACGUCUUAUUUCGCCAUUAUUCAUCCGAUUACAAUAAUGAUUUUCUGUCCACUUAGCGGAUUUCUACUGAACAUACUUGGACGUAAGAGGCAUAUGAUUCUAGUGUUCGUUCCCCAAUUCACGACCUGGCUCAUGAUAGGAUUCGCGGUGAAUUCGUUAAUGCUUCAUGCAUCCAGAGUAUUGGCUGGAAUCGGAGAUGCCCUAAUGUACAUAUCCGUUCCAGUUUAUAUAGCAGAAAUAUCAGAAAAAAGACUGAGAGGAUCUUUAGGUUCUGUUUUCAUGAUCGGUUUCCUUGUGGGACAAAUUAUAAUGAGCGCGAUCGGAUAUUACUUCACCAUACACACAGCCGCAUUUGUCAUGAGUAGUUUCUCAAUUACUCAUUUGAUAAUUUUCGUGUGGAUGCCGCAAUCUCCUUAUUGGUUGAUAGAGAAAAAUCGGUUGGAAGAAGCUAAACGAGAGCUCCAAAUCCUUCGAUGGAGAUCAAAUGUUGACGAAGAAUUCGAUGAAAUCGAACAAGCUGUAAAGAGACAAAUGUCUGAGAGGAGUUCUUACAAAGACAUAUUCGUCAGUAAGUGUAAUAGAAGAGCGUUCUUAAUAGCAUCAGUGACAAGACUGGCGCAGCAAUUUUCCGGUAUAAAAGCAUAUUUUACUUACAUGCAGUAUAUCUUUCAAGAAGCUGGCGGUGACAUACCAAGUCACGUCUCAUCUAUCUUGUGUAUGACACUUACGGCAAUUGGAACAUUCAUAGCAUCCAGAUUUAUUGACAAAUUUGGCCGCAAGCCCCUCUUCAUGAUCUCAGCUUAUGGGUGCAUCAUCACCCUUUUCUGUCAAGCCGUUUACUUGUAUGUCAGUGACUAUGUCGACACAUCCCCAGUAAGUUGGUUCCCGUUGGCAAUUAUGUUAACUUACAUCGCGUUGUACUCUAUAGGACUCAGUAUGAUACCCACGUUGCUUCUUAGCGAGUUAUUCUCGGCCAGCAUCAAAUCCAAAGCUGUUCUGCUUCAGAUUAUGAUGUUGGCAUUUGCGUUGCUGACUUCAGCUAAAAUAUUUCAAAUACUUGCUGACAAUUUUGGAUUGUUUGUUCCAUUCUUGUUUUUCGCACUUUCGACGGUUUGCUUCACUAUCGUAGUUUCUUUCAUNCCUUCAAUCUUGAAGCUCAUGUCAAACGAAUCGGACAUUCCUAUGACGUUUGAAGAAACGUCUUAUUUCGCAAUUAUUCAUCCGAUCGCAAUAAUAAUUUUCUGUCCGCUUUGCGGAUUUCUACUAAAGACACUUGGACGUAAGAGGCAUAUGAUAUUAGUGUUCAUUCCCCAAUUCGCGAGCUGGCUCAUGAUAGGAUUCGCGGUGAAUACCACAAUGCUUUACACUUCCAGAGCACUGGGAGGAUGCGGAGGCGCCAUAGUAUUCACAACGCUUCCGGUUUACGCGGCGGAAGUAACGGAGAAACGACUGCGGGGGUCUUUAGGUUGUCUCUUAACAGUUAGUUACUUUGUGGGUCAAAUUAUAAUGAAUACAGUCGGAUAUUAUACGACCAUCCGGACAGCUGCGUUUAUUAUGAGCAGUUUCUCAAUCCUCCAUUUAAUAACAUUCGUGUGGAUGCCGGAUUCUCCUUACUGGUUGAUUGAAAAGAAUCGAUUGGAAGAAGCCAAAAGGGAUCUCCAAAUCCUUCGGUGGAGGACGAACGUUGACGAGGAGUUCUACGAAAUCGAACAAGCCGUAAAGAGACAAAUGUCUGAGAAGAGUUCUUACAAAGACAUAUUCGUCAGCAAGAGUAAUAGAAGAGCAUUCCUCAUAGCGUCAGUGGUGAGACUUGCGCAACAAUAUUCCGGCAUAAACGCAUUCAUGACUUAUCUGCAGUACAUCUUUCGAGAAGCCGGAGGUGACGUGCCAUGUCACAUCUCAUCUAUAACUUGCAUGACAUUGAUGGCAAUCGGAGCAUUCAUAUCAUCCAGAUUUAUUGACAGAUUUGGACGUAGACCUCUGCUCAUGAUCUCAUGUUACGGAACAAUAGUCACUCUAUUGUGCAUGACCGUUUACUUAAUUGUCAAUGACAAUACGGAUACAUCAGCAGUGAGUUGGCUGCCGUUAGCAAUUAUGUUAGCUUACAUUACAAUGUUCUCUGUCGGACUGUGCACAACGCCUGCAUUGCUACUUGGUGAAAUGUUUUCCGCUAGCAUCAAACCCAAAGCUGUUCUGUUAGUGACCAUCAUAUACGCAAGCACCAUCAUGUUAACGGCGAAAAUUUUUCAAGAACUUGCCGAACAUGUUAGUUUGUACGCUCCGUUUUUGUUCUUCACACUGUGCACGGUUUGUUUUACUAUCGUAGUUUCCUUCAUAUUUAUCGAAACAAAGAACAAAACGUUGGAAGAAAUCCAACAAGAUAUUAAGCAAAUUACAAGUUAAUAUUUGUUGUUAUAUGUACAUGUA